AUGCCUUUCUCUACUGGGGAUGGAGGGUUGUUCCAGCUCAACCAGGAGAGCUUCGACUUCAAUGUCCAGUUCGAGCAACUGUUUUUUUCAAUCAUUCCGUCUGUGUUGUUCAUCGCCACCUCACUGUGGCGGACGGUCUCCCAGGCACGGAAGCCCACCGUCGUGGACGCCCCAGUCUUCCAGCUGGUCAAAUUGUGCACGAUUACAACUUACGUCGGCCUCGAACUUUCCCUCCUCAUCUUGGUUGCGGUCGAGUCCUUCCAUGUCACAAGCAUUUUCAUAGCCUCAUCAGUCCUCAAGCUUGUCUCCGCCUUGUUCAUGAUAACUCUCAGCGUUGUUGACCACAGCAAAAGCCCAAGACCGUCCGUGCUGUUGGGCAGCUACUUGUUCCUGACACUCCUCCUCGACGCUGCCCAGGCAAGGACUCUCUUCCUGUCAUCAGACCAGAAGCCAGAGGUGACCUACAGCAGCAUCUUUUGCGCUGCAAUGGCUCUCAAGGCAGGGAUUUUGCUGCUGGAGGCCCAGCGAAAGUCUCGGUGGGUGAGGUGGGAUGGGAAGGAACACAGCCCGGAGGAGACGAGCGGCAUAUUCUCUCUUGGAAUUUUCUCAUGGCUCAACAAACUGUUCCUCGAGGGCUACAGAAAGAUUCUGACCAUCAAGGACCUUUACCCCCUUGACAGCACCUUGAACGGCAAGACUCUGCACGAUGAGUUCUCCAAGAAUAUAGAUUACUCUAAGCUAAAGGGUGACAAGUUUGGCCUGGCGAAGGUGCUGGUGCGCACGCUGAAAGUCCCUCUGCUGCUUCCAGUACCUCCUCGCCUGGCCCUGCUUGGCUUCACCUUCUGCCAGCCCUUUUUCAUUGAGAAGCUUCUUGAUCACCUUUCUCAGCCGCGUGUCGAGGCGAACGUUGGCUACGGUUUCAUAGGCGCCAGCAUACUGAUUUACUCCGGAAUCGCCAUCUCUAUGGCUCUGUACUUUCACCACCGUAUGCGUACUAUGGCGAGAUCGAUACUAGUCACCGAGAUCUUCAUCAAGGCCACACAAGCUCGAAUUGGGACUGCAGACGACAGCGCUGCACUCACGCUGAUGAGUACGGACAUGGAGCGAAUCAAGAUGGGAUUCAGGUCUCUGCACGACAUUUGGGCCAGCAUCAUCCAAGCCGGUCUUGCCGCAUGGAUGCUGUACAUCCGGCUCGGUGUUGUCUUCGUUGUGCCAAUGGGGGUCGUUGUGGUCUGCUUUGGCGGCCUGGCAGUCCUUGUGAACUUCACUGGCGACUCGCAAAAGGCCUGGAUGGCAAGCGUGCAGAAGCGUGUGGGCUUGACCGCCACCGUGAUCGCGAGCAUGAAGAACGUCAAGAUCUCGGGUCUCUCAGAUGCCGUCAGGGACUUCGUACAGAAGCUGCGCGUGGAGGAGCUGGCAGCAGGAGCACGAUUUCUCAAGAUUGCCAUCAUUGCGGCCCUGUUUGGUUUUACACCGCUGUUGAUCAGCCCGCCGUUGACCUUUGCUUUUGCUCAAAAAACCCUGGACGCAUCGACGAUGUUUACAAGUCUCUCUUACCUCUUGCUCUUGACCAACCCGCUGUCUCAGGUCUUCCAAUCUGUGCCCCAGCUGCUCGCUGGGCUGGCUUGUUUGGGCCGCAUCCAGGCCUUCCUGGAGUGCGACGAUCGCCAUGACUUUCGCCAAGCUCUUGCCGAUAUGAGACUGAACUCCGAGAAGUCUGCAGCGGACUCCGCAGCUGCUUCUGGCUCAGACUCCGACUCGGCGCACCCAAUCGUCAUCAACAACGGCAGCUUUGGCUGGGAGGCUGACAAGUUCACCUUGCGGCGCAUCAACACCGAGGUACCGAAAUCCUCACUCACGAUUGUCAUCGGCCCGGUUGGGUCAGGAAAAUCCACACUUUGCAAGGCGCUCCUUGGUGAGAUCCCUUUCAGCCAAGGAAGCGUGACCUUGAGCACCAGGUUUCCACACGUCGGGUUCUGCGAUCAAACAGCAUUCUUAUCGAAUGCAUCGAUCAGAGACAAUAUCAUCGGGUUCUCUCCAUUUGACAACGACAGAUACGCCGAAGUCAUCGAGGCCACAGCAUUGGCCUUUGACCUUGCCACACUCCCUCAGGGUGACAGGACAAACGUCGGGUCUGAUGGAAUUACCCUGUCCGGUGGGCAGAAACAACGCGUGUCUCUGGCACGGGCUCUCUACUUGCAGUCGGACCUGUUGGUCUUAGAUGAUGUCUUCAGCGGCCUGGAUGCCGACACCGAAGAGCGAGUAUUCCGUCAAACCUUUGGGGCAGACGGGCUGCUCAGCAGACGCAAAUCUACUGUCGUGUUAUGCACCCACAGUAUCAGGCACCUAGCCGCGUCGGACCAUAUCAUAGCACUCGGAAACGGCACCAUCGUCGAACAAGGUAGCUUCGAGGAUCUGAUGCGCGGUCAAGGGUACGUCCAGCGUCUGGGGCUAAAGAGCGCCUCGGACAGCGAUGCUUCGUCUCAGGAGCCGGACUCGAAGGCAUCCCUUGGCGAGUCAGAGUCACCACUACUUCAGAUGUCGGUGACCAAGACAUCCAUAGGGGAGCGGGAUACGGAUGAAUCGCGACGAGCGGGCGACAAGACGGUGUACAAGCAUUAUUUCAAGAGCAUGGGCAUCUUUCUGGCAGCUUUCAGCCUGUUUUUCGCUGCUUUGUGGGGCUUCUUCACGAACUUCCCGACCAUCUGGCUCAAGUACUGGUCUGAUGAUGUCUACUCGGAUCACCCAGCCCACUCUUACGCCUACUAUGCUGGGAUAUACGGUCUACUCCAAGUCUGCGCCAUGAUAUCGCUGCUUCUGCUUGGCAUCGCGCUCGACAUUGUUUCCGUGAAGAGAGCAGGUGCCAAUCUCCACCAGACUGCUUUGCGGACGCUCAUCCAAGCACCGUUAGGCUUUUUCACGAAAACGGACACCGGAAUAGUCACAAACCUCUUUUCACAAGACUUGAAUCUUGUAGAUACAGAGUUGCCCAACGCGCUGCUGAACACGCUGUUUUGUGUCUUCCAAGCAAUCGGACAGGCAGCAGUCAUGCUUACCUCUUCUGGGUUCUUUGCAAUAAGCUACCCAUUCCUCGCUGUCUUGCUAUAUGUUGUGCAAAGAUUCUAUUUGAGAACCUCUAGACAGAUGAGAUUACUAGAUCUUGAGGCAAAGAGUCCCCUAUAUACGCAUUUUCUCGACACACUCAAAGGCAUUACCACGUUACGAGCCUUUGGUUUUAUUCAAGACGACAUGCAGAAAAAUGUUCACUUGAUCAAUACAAGUCAACGGCCGGCAUAUCUCCUCCUUAUGAUUCAAUCUUGGCUGAACCUUGUUCUUGACCUCGUGGUUAUGGUGAUGGCAGCGGUUCUGACGACCCUCGCUGUUCGGCUUCACUCAAACUCUGGGUUCGCCGGUGCUUCCCUGGUCUCCCUCAUGAGUUUUGGUGAGAAUCUCUCUGGCAUCGUCAUAUUUUAUACUCAACUAGAGACGUCUAUUGGAGCCAUUGCCAGACUCAAGACAUUCAGCGACGAUGUUAAGCCCGAGGACAGAGGGGAAGAGGACAUCAUCCCUCCUGAGCAGUGGCCUCUGACGGGUGAGGUGGAGCUGAGGGGGGUGUCUGCCGCCUAUGAUGUGGAAGACCAGGCCGAUGGGAAACCCAACUUAGCCCUCCGCGAUGUUCACCUGAAAAUCAGCUCGAGCGAAAAGGUGGCCAUAUGUGGUCGUACAGGCAGCGGCAAGUCCAGCCUGAUCGCAUUGCUGCUCAAGCUCCUCGAUCCAACCCCAGAAACAGAUGCGGCCUUGGUGAUCGACGGCACGCCGCUUCGAUGCGUGAAUCGGUCCGCGUUACGCCAACGCAUAAUCGCAGUUCCCCAGGAAGCUGUGUUCCUUCCCGAUGGCUCGACCUUUCGGGCCAACCUGGAUCCGUCUGAAAUUUCCUCGGCCGAGGAAUGCCAGGUCGUGCUCGCAGCGGUGGACCUGUGGGAGUUUGUCCAGGGCCGGGGCGGACUAGACACAGGCAUGAGCGCGAGCACUCUCAGCGCCGGGCAGCGACAGCUGAUGUCGCUAGGACGUGCACUACUAAGACGUCGAACAAGAGCGAGGAACCUGGGCAUGGGCGGCGGUGGCUCCGAGGGUGGUCUAUUACUGCUGGAUGAGGUCAGCUCCAGCGUGGACCAUGAGACUGAACGUCUCAUGCAGGACAUCAUCAAGAAGGAGUUCAAGGAUUACACGAUUAUCGCAGUCAGCCAUAGACUAGAUAUGAUUAUGGAUUUCGAUAGGGUUGUUGUCAUGGAUACUGGGGAGGUCGUGGAGGUUGGCAAUCCCAUGGAACUGGCUGGAGAGACGGAGUCCAGGUUCGGCGACUUGGUGAGGGCUGGGGCUAAGUAG
This is a messenger RNA of Diaporthe citri, 4386 nucleotides long. RefSeq lists its product as uncharacterized. Gene Ontology annotation, biological process: transmembrane transport. Gene Ontology annotation, molecular function: ATP hydrolysis activity; ABC-type transporter activity; ATP binding. Gene Ontology annotation, cellular component: membrane. The coding region runs from base 1 to 4386 and encodes 1461 amino acids. The transcript has 8 exons. NCBI's taxonomy places the organism in Eukaryota, Fungi, Ascomycota, Sordariomycetes, Diaporthales, Diaporthaceae. The record is from RefSeq and is a predicted model, not a curated record.